ACAUUUUACAGUGAGUUUAGUAUAAAGAAAAAACAAGAAUUUUUGUAAACACAAAAAAGCUUAGAUUUCCUAUUUAAUUGCAAAAAUAUAAUUUCAUGUUCUUAAUUAAUAAAUAAAUCUUAAUAAUGACUGAAAAUCCGAUAAAAAAGUGUAGAACUUGUCUUAAAAAUAGUACAAAAUACUAUCCACUUAACAAAUAUGUAGUAGGAUGCAAACCAAAGGCCACCUAUGGACAGCUAUUAAAGAAGUAUGCCAAUUUUGAGUGCCCUUCCCGGGAUUAUGAGCAUUACAUGCCACAAUAUUUAUGUUUAUUAUGUUGCCGAGAUUUGAGAAACGCCUAUGGUUUUAUAAGACAAGCACAAUAUUGCAAUAAUAAACUAUUAAAUGUUAUAGCUAAACAAUUGUCUAGUCUGCAGGAAAAAGCCAUCAUAUUGCCAACACAAGGAAGUAAACUGGAACACCCACUUACUAUCAAAAAGGAAAAUAAUAACGACGAGGGCAAUAGCAUGGCAAAUCUACAAGAUAACGUUUUGAAUGAGUUUAGAAUAGUAAGUACAAGUGCUCUUCUGAAAUCAGAAGUUUUGGAGGAAACAAACGAGGAGAAUGAAGGAGCCAUACAAUAUUAUGUCGAUGAAAUUGAAGAUGAGGAAUUUGAAGGAAGCCAACAAAAUGACCAUAAUAAUACCAUAAUAGAGUGCUCCUCAACCUCUAAUACAAAUAACACAGAUACAGCUUCAAUUAAGGAACAAGACGAUAUUGAAAUUGAUACCGUCUGUCCGAUAUGUGAUAAAACAAUUAAUAGACAAGAUAAUUUAGUAACACAUAUGCGUACACACCAUGAUUUUGAAGUGCCCAGAGAACUUUUAAAUUUGCAAAGAUUAAACCAACAGGAACAAGUGUAUCCUAACAAAUGUACAAAUAAAACGAAAUGUUUAAAACGUGUGAAAAACAUCAAGCAACGAACUAAAGAAAGAAAACAGAUCCCAAGACGUUUGGAUAGAAUUCUGAAGUGUAAUUUAUGUGACUAUACGACAAGACAUUAUUCAGCUAUAAGUUUUCACCAUCGCUCAAAGCAUGGCUCAGAAGAUGACAAAUUUAAAUGUAAAUUUUGCCCUUACACGACUUUUAGAAAGUUUAGCCUAAUAGCGCAUGUGAAAAAUCAACAUAAAGAAUUAAUAAAAACUCUUAAAGCAGAUGCUGAUAACAAGGAACAAGGUGAAUCUCUAAAUAAGGAUGAUAAUACCACUAAUCCUGAUGUCACUUCUAGCGAUGACGAAACUUCUUUAACCCAAAAACCUGUUAAACCUUUAGAAACGCCAUAUUUUAACAACGAAAUGUUGGAGGAAAAAGAAGCCUUAAGUGAUGAAAUGUUUAUAAGAAAUAUUUUUAAUAUUCAAAAGCGUCAGGUGAAUACAUUUUCUACCAGAUCUUUACCCCGACGUUGUGAUAUAUGUGGCAAUAUUUAUAACAAUUAUCGGGCUCUCAAGACCCAUCAAAAAAACGUACACAUUUCCGAAGAGAAAUAUAGCUUAUGUACUCAUUGUGGUAAAAAGUUUAAAAAAGCAGCUAAUCUACGAGUACAUAUUAAUAAUGUUCAUUUGCCCAAAGACUCGAAGGAAAUUAGUAAAUCAUCAGCACCGGUUGCACCCAAAGAAAAACGUUUUAUGUGUACAGAAUGUUCUUAUGUUUGUGCCACCAUAACUACAUUAACUAUUCAUAGAAAUCGUCAUCAUACUGGUGAAAAACCUUAUAAAUGUGACAUUUGCUCUAAAUCAUUCUUUAUUCCAUACGAUUUGAAGAUACAUCGUUAUUUACAUACCGGUGAAAGGCCAUACAAGUGUUCUUAUUGUUCGAAAGGUUUCCGCAACACUGCACAAUUGAUAAAACACAAACGUGUACACAAUAAGGAACGUCCCUAUAAGUGUAAGGAUUGUGGCAAGAGUUUUACACAAGCGUAUAAUUUAACAUUGCAUAAGAGGGCCCAUUUAAAAGAAAAGAAACUGAAUUGUACGGUUUGCGAUAAGAUUUUUGAAAAUCUAUCUGAAUUGAAUAUCCAUCGUAUAAAUGAGAAUCAUCCGGAUGUUGAUACUUAAAUUGUAAAUUCAGAUUUUUUAUUAUUUGUUAAAAAAAAAACUUAAUAAAAUCUUCAUAUGUA
Messenger RNA from Lucilia sericata (common green bottle fly), 2155 nucleotides. RefSeq names its product zinc finger protein 91-like. The transcript is spliced from 4 exons. NCBI's taxonomy places the organism in Eukaryota, Metazoa, Arthropoda, Insecta, Diptera, Calliphoridae. The record is from RefSeq and is a predicted model, not a curated record. Gene Ontology annotation, cellular component: nucleus. Gene Ontology annotation, molecular function: zinc ion binding; RNA polymerase II cis-regulatory region sequence-specific DNA binding; DNA-binding transcription factor activity, RNA polymerase II-specific. The coding region runs from base 126 to 2093 and encodes 655 amino acids. Gene Ontology annotation, biological process: regulation of transcription by RNA polymerase II; central nervous system development.